UGCGGGUCUGUGGGUUGAACGUGUUGAGGGCCGUGCAAUGGGAGGAGAGAUGCUCUGUCACAGACUCUGGAGCUACAAUAAUGUUUGGGGAGCUGCAAGUGGUUGUGGUCUGAAUACAGACCAGCACGCGACCAGAGAGGUGCGGACCCUUUUGAGUCCAGCUCGGGACCAGGAGCAUGAUGGGACCCUCGGCGUGAAGGCCCUCGGAAAGCAGGGACAUGGCUCUUUUGCUGGCCGCUUUGCUGUUGCUCUACACGCGGUGUAGAGCGGUGCAGCCCGUGGAACAGGACAUAUGCACACCUGUGCGCGUGGACCCUCUGGAGUUUGCGCAUCUGCGGCGCAUGGACGCCCAGCAGGUGCUUUUGAAGCUGCAUGCUUUUAAUGAGGACUUUUAUCUGGAUGUUGAACCGGACUCCAGUUUUAUGACACCGAAGAGUGGGGCAGACUUUGCUCAUUGCUUUUAUUCCGGGCGCGUAAACACGGACGGAAAUUCGUUUGCGGCACUGAGCCUCUGCGGGGGGUUGCGGGGGAGCUUCUCUACUGGCGGUAUGGAGUAUUUCAUCAGUCGAUCCUCGGCUCCAGGACCUGAGGCAGGACUCGGGACACACAUCAUCCAGCGCCGUGCGCGCGCUACAUUCCCAGGGGAAAACCUCAGCAGGUGUGGGGUUCUGCCGCACGCGCACCUGAACGUGUCCUUAGACAAAUAUAGAUACCUGAGUGACUUGGAGGAGGUCAGUGAGCGUCUGCUGAGGAUAGGGCGGAAUAAGCGGUUCGCCUCAGUCCCGCGGUACGUGGAGGUUCUGGUCGUGGCGGACGAGUCCAUGGUUGCAUUCCACGGGGACGACCUCAAGCAUUACGUCCUCACGCUGAUGUCUGUGGCGGCCCGCUUGUAUAAGCACCCCAGCAUCCUAAACUCUAUUAACCUGGUGGUGGUGGGUUUCACUGUUCUGGGUGACACUGACAAGGGGCCCAAGGUCUCAAGCAACGCGGCACUCACUCUGCGCAACUUCUGCUCCUGGCAGAAGAAGCUCAACAAGCACAACGACAAGCACCCGGAGUACUGGGACACAGCCAUACUCUUUACCAAGCAGGACUUGUGUGGAGCCACUACCUGUGACACUUUGGGAAUGGCUGAUGUUGGGACCAUGUGUGACCCCAAGAGGAGCUGCUCCGUCAUAGAGGACGACGGCCUGCCCUCAGCCUUCACCACUGCACAUGAACUGGGUCACGUGUUUAACAUGCCUCACGACAAUGUGAAAGCGUGUGAGGACGUGUUUGGUAAACUGAAGGACAACCACAUGAUGUCUCCCACCCUGAUUCAGAUCGACAGGACCCGGCCCUGGUCCGUCUGCAGCGCCGCCAUCAUCACCGAGUUCCUGGACAGAGGUCACGGUGACUGUUUGCUGGACCAGCCCCAGAGGCAGCUCUCUCUCCCCGAUAACCUCCCUGGUGCGACCUAUAGCCUCCAUCGUCAGUGUGAGCUGGCGUUUGGGCCUGGGUCCAAGCCGUGCCCCUACAUGCACCCCUGCUCCAAACUGUGGUGCACAGGGAAGGCACGCGGGCAACUGGUGUGCCAAACCAGACACUUCCCCUGGGCAGAUGGCACCAGCUGUGGCACCAGCAAGAUCUGCUACAGAGGAACCUGCACUGAAAAGAACAACACUAUGCACAUCAAGGUGGAUGGACAGUGGGGUAAAUGGGGUCCAUUUGGAGACUGCUCACGAACUUGUGGUGGAGGUGUGCAACUGGCAAAAAGAGAAUGCAACAACCCCGUCCCUGAAAACGGAGGAAAAUACUGCUAUGGUCUGCGGAUCAAGUAUCGCUCCUGCAACCUCCGCUCAUGUCCUGACUCAGGCAAGAGUUUCCGCGAGGAGCAGUGUGAAGCGUUCAACGGCUUAAAUCUGAACACUAACAGACUGGGCUCCGCGGUGGUGUGGGUUCCCAAAUACUCUGGCGUCUCUCCCAAGGACAAAUGUAAGCUCAUCUGCCGCGCAAAUGGGACUGGAUACUUCUACGUCCUGGCUCCAAAGGUGGUGGAUGGAACGCCAUGCUCGCCUGAUACCACAGCGGUGUGCGUACAAGGGAGAUGUAUCAAGGCUGGCUGUGACGGGAGACUGGACUCCAAUAAGAAGUUUGACAAGUGUGGAGUGUGUGGAGGGGACAACCAGGGAUGCAAGAAGGUCUCAGGAAUGUUCACCAAACCCGCUCACGGCUACAACUUUGUGGUGACGCUUCCUGUGGGAGCUGCCAACAUUGAUGUACGUCAGCGUGGAUACCGAGGCCUGGUCAGUGAUGAGAAUUAUCUGGCAGUGAAGAACCGCCAGGGCCAGUAUCUGCUCAAUGGGAACUAUGUAGUGUCAGCUGUGGAGAGGGACCUCCUGGUGAAGGGCAGUCUGCUGCGCUACAGCGGCACCUCCACCUCAGUGGAGAUGCUUCAGGCCAUCAGACCUCUGCAGGAGCCCAUUACUGUGGAGGUGCUCUCUGUGGGCAAAAUGACCCCACCCCGAGUCAGGUACUCCUAUUACAUCUCCAAGGAGACCAAGGAGGACAAGAGUCUGCGCAAAGAAGAAAAGAGUCACACGUCACACAACAGUGUCCUAGACCACAACAAAGUGGAGGCAAAGAAACAUGUCCUGGAUAAAACUCCCAUGAGCCACUGGGUGUCAGGGAGCUGGGAGAAGUGUUCGGUGUCAUGUGGGACGGGUUUGCAGAGGCGCGUGGUACAGUGUCAGAGCAUAGACGGUCGCCCUGCAGCAGACUGUCACAGCGCAGAGCGCCCCCUAUCUGUGAGGGCCUGUGGGGACCCCUGUCCUGUGUGGGACAUGGGGGCGUGGUCUGCCUGUUCUAAGACCUGUGGCAGGGGGUUUAAGAGGCGCUCUAUCCGCUGCAUCACCCAGACCGGUCUGGACUUACCCAGAGAGCACUGCACUGGUCGGAGGAAGCCUCAGGAACUGGACCUGUGUAACAUGAAGCCUUGUUAGACUAAACAUAUCAUAAAUGAUCAUAUGAGCAGGAUAUUACAGCCAGAUGUGAUAUCCACCUUCUGCUGCCCAGAUGCACUGAGGCUUAGAGAGAAACAGAGUGGAGCAUCAUGGGAGCUUUGCCUCCAAACUGUCAAACCAGGUUUGACUCAUGGUCAGUCUACCUCUGUCUGCACAGACAAUACAACAUAUGUGAGAUAGACAGAACUAAAAUGCCCCACAGCAGAGAGUCUGAUCCAGACCUGUGAGUGUCUCAUUUCAGUGAAAUGUGAAACACUGAACUGUAUCUACAGAAAGAGCUGACACAAACAUUUAUUUAGAUCUGAAAAAGAAGUAUAAACCAAUAGACGUCAUUCACAGCUAUGUAAUAUUAAUCCAUAUCUUAACCCCUCCUAAGAGGGAAGAACUUUACUAAAUAGUUUUAAUACUGGCUCACAUUACCCUCCACUGUAACACAAAAUGUCCUGUUACCUUAGAGCUGCAUGCAUGCUGCACAUUCACUGUAGGCUUGAACACUUCAAAGCAAUGUUUUAUGUAAUAAUUAUAUGUUUAAUUAACAUUAAUUAUUAAAACACAAAACGAACAUUUAAUUAGUGCCCACGUGCCAUCUCAAUUUCAGGGCCAGGCUGCUUCAGUCACCUCCUCACCAGCUGCUCUAGACUGUAAGACACAUUAGCAGCAUAAUAAUACUGUAUACAUUACAUCAACAUUUCCUUGUGCACAUCAUCAAGAACAACAGUUCAAUAUAUUUGUUCAUAUGCUGCAAACUCAUUGUUUUGGUUUAGAGGGACCAUACAUACAUAU
Messenger RNA from Boleophthalmus pectinirostris (great blue-spotted mudskipper), 3785 nucleotides. It is a transcript of the gene adamts15b, whose product is annotated as A disintegrin and metalloproteinase with thrombospondin motifs 15. The record is from RefSeq and is a predicted model, not a curated record. Gene Ontology annotation, molecular function: metalloendopeptidase activity; zinc ion binding. The transcript has 8 exons. Lineage: Eukaryota; Metazoa; Chordata; Actinopteri; Gobiiformes; Gobiidae. Gene Ontology annotation, biological process: proteolysis; extracellular matrix organization. Bases 219 to 2981 code for a protein of 920 amino acids.